Pelobates cultripes (western spadefoot toad) is the source of this 603-nucleotide messenger RNA. Lineage: Eukaryota; Metazoa; Chordata; Amphibia; Anura; Pelobatidae. The record is from the annotation of a GenBank genome assembly.
AUGGCACCCAUGUAUGCGAAUGGCUACAUGUACCAAUUCGAAAACCCCUACAUAUUAGGAUCUUACGGUGAAUAUAUCCUGGCAUACGCAUGCUACAUUGACAAUAUCUUUUUGUUAUUUAAAGGGACAAGCGUAGAAGUAGAACGGAUGAUACAAGGGAUCAAUGAAGCUAUGGAUAACAUAGAAUUAUCUAUGAUCUUGAGUACACAACAAGUAGAUUUUUUGGAUGUAUGUGUCUAUCGUGAGGACCAGAAAUUAGCUUACACUUUGUUUUCUAAACCAACAGACCGUAACACAAUACUCCAUGCAACCUGUUUUCAUCCUGUGGCCUUGCGAAAAUCACUACCAUACUCGCAGUUCCUACAUGUAUACAGGAAUAAUUCCAACUAUGAAAUGCACAAGCCCAAAUUUCCAUUAUGUGGAAGAAGUUUAAACAAAGGGGAUACAAGGACUCCAUACUGUUACAAGCCCUAUGGAGAUGUCAUGACGAAACUGGGAUGGAUCAGAAGUCCAUACAAUCCGCACGUAUGGUGUUCCCAAUCACGUAUACAACAGCUUCAUUGGAUUUCGGGACUAUUAUCAACCAAAACUGGAGAGUUCUAG